Aspergillus nidulans FGSC A4 is the source of this 968-nucleotide messenger RNA. RefSeq names its product Chromosome segregation in meiosis protein 3. The transcript is spliced from 3 exons. The coding region runs from base 54 to 968 and encodes 304 amino acids. Lineage: Eukaryota; Fungi; Ascomycota; Eurotiomycetes; Eurotiales; Aspergillaceae. Gene Ontology annotation, cellular component: nucleus. The record is from RefSeq and is a predicted model, not a curated record. Gene Ontology annotation, biological process: replication fork processing; DNA damage response; DNA replication checkpoint signaling.
CGGAAAUCGAGUUCAAGGAUUCUCCCGUUUUACCUCAAUCUUCAACGCCGCAAAUGGCAAGUGAAACCAACUCAGCAGCAGUGGCGGCGCAGUCUGCCGACUGUGUCGACGACUUGUUUGAUUACGAGGUCGGUCUUGACGACAUUUUACAAGAAACCAAUGCGAGCACGAGUAGCGGAAACGUGCCGAAGCAAUCUAUCCAACCGGAUAACUCAGGGGUGUUCCUAGGCCUCGAUGAAGAGGUUGAAGUUGCCAAAAGGAGACAGCCAGUUGCUAAAUUAGACGAAAACAGACUGCUCACACAAGCUGGAAUCCCCAAGCUGCGGCGCUCCGCAAAAAAAAGCCUUAGGUUCAAGGGAAAGGGGCAUGAGUUCUCUGACUUAGCACGUCUCCUGAAUUUUUAUCAAUUGUGGCUCGACGACCUGUUUCCUCGCGCGAAAUUUGUAGAUGGUUUAGCUAUGAUUGAACGGCUUGGCCAUUCUAAACGGCUACAGACUAUGCGACGAGCCUGGAUAGACGAGGAGAAGCCGAAGGCUGCGGUUGAGGAUACAUUAAGGACCGAACAAACGAAUUCCAACGAUAAAGAUAUCACGAGCAACGACACGUUGAUGGCAAACCACCGGCAAUCAAUACCAAGUGAUAGCUCGCGAUUAACUGGAGAUUUAGUUGAUACAGAUGAGGACUUGUUUUUACCGGACAGUAUUAACCAUCUGCAGUCAGUCAGCAAGAACCAUGCUCAACCGGACGAUAAUGAUGAGUUUGACGAACUGGAUGCUCUGCUGAGAGAGCGUGGAGAUGAGCCUGGCAUUGGAAAUCUUACUUCAACUGGGGGUACCGGCAAUGGUUAUUGUUCGCCGGUUGAUGACGACUUCGCUGAGUUGGACGCCCUAUUGGGGGAACACGAAGGCGAACAUGAUCUAGAUAAAUUUGACCCCGAAAGAGUCGAAGAACGACACAACGGAAACUGA